Messenger RNA from Coffea arabica (coffee), 1893 nucleotides. The record is from RefSeq and is a predicted model, not a curated record. NCBI's taxonomy places the organism in Eukaryota, Viridiplantae, Streptophyta, Magnoliopsida, Gentianales, Rubiaceae.
AUGGAUCGCCAAAUAGUAGGAAGAGGCCGUGGGAGACCCCGUAGACAACACCCGGAAGCGGGUGGUGAUAGGGAACCCGAGGUCAACCAAAACCAAGGGCAAGAGGGAGUGGCCGGAGAUCAAGUGGCCACCGCAAUUAACCGUAUUACUGAUGUCUUGGAGCGCUUGACUGAACAUCAAGCCUCUGGGCCAGUGCACCGCCAAGGAGGCCCAACCGAUUCUGAGGAUCGGGCGCUGGAGAGGUUUUUGAAAUUUGGACCUCCUAAGUUCUAUGGAGGACCCGAACCUGAUAUAGCUGAGGGAUGGUGGGAGAGAAUCUCCGACAUCUUCGCAGCUUUAAACUACACGGAAGAGCGGCAGGUAACUUUUGCCGCAUUCCAGUUCGAGGGAGCUGCUCGCUCCUGGUGGAAUCUGGAAGGUUUAGCUGCUGUAAGGAUUGAUACCUUUGCAGAUGCUGUCGAAAAAGCCCAGAGAGUUGAAGUAGCUCGGGCUCAAGUGAAAUCUUUUCAGGCUAAGAAAAGAUUUGCUCCUAGCAGUAGUCGGGAGCCGACUUAUGGAAAUACUCCACCGGCCAAAAUGGGCCGAGGGACCUUUGGGGCGAAUAACCCUGGAGCACCACGAGGAGCCCAAGCAAGAGGAAACGGGGCCAGGAAUGCAGGGGGACGGAAUAAUGGAACCCGAAUGGGACCGAUUGGAAGGGGACAACCUAGGAAUAUCUCGCAAGGAGGUCGAGCAAUAGUUCCCCAAAUGAAUUGUGUAUUUUGUAAGAAACCUGGCCAUACUAUAGAUGGUUGCUGGAAGAAGCAAGGGAAGUGCCUGAAAUGCGGAAGUGGCGAGCACCAAAUUGCUGGAUGUCCAAAAAUUCAGGAGUGGGGUAAUCCAAAUGCUAGGCCAAACACUUCUGGAGGGAGCCGGCCAACAGUUCCUGCCAGGGUGUAUGCUAUAGAUGACCAACCUGUACCUGAUUCCUCGGAAGUCGUGGAAGGUACUCUUCCCAUUUUUCAUCGACUAGCUAAAGUGUUAAUUGACCCUGGUGCAACUCAUUCAUUCGUAAAUCCAUCAUUUAUGUCUGGAAUAGAUGUGAGACCUGUUAGGUUACCCUUCGAUCUUGAAGUUAAGACACCAAUGGGUAAUAAGAGGAUAAUCGCUAGCUUAGCUUAUAAGAAUUGUGAAUUCUGGAUUGGAGAGCGUAAAACGCUAGUGGAUCUAAUCAGUUUGGACAUAAAAGGGUACGAUGUUAUCAUAGGAAUGGAUUUCCUAGCCCAGUAUCAUGCUAAGCUUGAUUGCCGAGCAAAAGUGGUGGAAUUUUGUAUACCUGGAGAAGCAACUCUGAGGUUAGAUGUUAAGGGUAGGUUAGCCUCAUCUGCUAUGAUUUCAGGGAUACGGGCAAGGAAAAUGUUGUCAAAAGGAGCUCAAGGUUUCUUAGCUUUCAUGAUUAAUGCUCCUAGUGAUCAAGCAAAGUUGGAAGAUGUACCAGUGGUACAAGAAUUUCCUGAUGUUUUUCCUGAGGAGCUAAAGACUCUACCGCCGGAAAGAGAAGUGGAGUUUAGGAUUGACUUAGUGCCUGGAUCGGCUCCAAUUUCAAAAACUCCGUACCGAAUGGCUCCUGCCGAGCUGAAGGAGUUGAAAAUUCAAUUGCAAGACCUCUUGGAGAAGGGUUUUGUAAAGGAGAGUGAUUCACCAUGGGGAGCACCCGUUCUGUUUGUUAAGAAAAAGGACGGAAGCUUGAGGUUAUGUAUUGAUUAUCGAGGGUUAAAUGAGAUUACCAUUAAGAAUAAAUACCCUCUGCCGUUGAUAGAUAGUUUGUUCGACCAACUGCAAGGAUCAGUAGUUUUCUCUAAGCUGGACUUGAGGCAAGGCGGCAUUCAUGGAUUUAAUGCAAAGAGUCUUUAA